UCACCAAACCGGAAGCGAGGCUGAGUGUUCCGUGUUGAGAGAGAACGUUUGAAAACGAUGGGCGUCAAAGUUCGCGUAGAAUACUGCGGCGGAUGAGGCUACGGGCCCCGCUAUCAGGAGCUCGCGCGCGUCGUGACCGCGGAGUUUUCUGAUGCGGAGGUUUCCGGCUUCGUCGGGAGGCAGGGGAGUUUUGAGAUUGAGAUAAAUGGACAAUUGAUCUUCUCGAAGCUGGAGACCAGUGGCUUCCCGUACGAGGAUGAUAUCAUGGACGCGAUCCAGAAGGCUCAUGAUGGCGAGCCGGUGGAAAAAAUCACCAAGAGUCGCCCGCCUUGUGUGAUCCUGUAGUCACGGUGCCAGUAGUUUUCCCACAUUCCCUAAAAGGAGGUAGAUCUUUGUCUGGAUUUCUCUCUUCUCCUGCUUCUCUGUACUUUCUCCUGCUCUGCUCUUCGCGGGUGUGAGGUCUUUAAUGAUUACUGUAGCCAAAAAGGACGGUUACAGUAUGAGCAACGUAGCCCCUGCACCCUCAGACGUCUCUUCGAAAUUGAGGAGCAGAGUGGGAGCAGCUCUUAGAUGCCGCACGUGCACAGUUCCCACGCUCGUUGAAAGCUAUACAACCAACGUGAUCAUUCGCAGACAAAACCAUGUGCGGUUAGCAAAGUGCUUUCUGUUGGACAGACGUUCAUCAUGGCACACAAAUCAGGUACAGAAAUUGAACGGUCUGGUAAUCUCUCAAAGCAGACCGCAUUUAUUUUGACAUCGUGAUUUAAAUUUUCAAACGUCUAUGAAAAUAUCCGUCAGCAAACGUAAUAGUGAAACAACACUGUGGCAGAGAAAUAAAUCAACUGAGAGGUCAGUGCUCCCCUCAAUUUACUGUUUAAUAAGAAUAAUAAUAUUGUUUCGCUUUCUAUUUGUCACUGACACCACUGCAUGGUGCAAAAACAGCGAGCAGGGAAUUUCCCAUGAUGCAGCUACUCCCAAACAAAAGUCUGUAUUUGUGCCAGGUGUGAGAUGGACACCAGUCAGUGAGUUGUCUCCUCAGGUAACAAAUCCGACUGACUUUUUUUUUUUUUUUUUUUUUUUUUUUCUUUUUCUUUUUUUUCUUUUUUCUUUGUUGGGUUCUGACAGAUUUACACACAUCACAUGCGGCUCACAUCACUGCUCUAGUUGUCACUGCGCAGGUGGAGAAAUGAGGCCAAUUCCCUGCUACCUAAGAAAUAAUGUUGUUAAUGGUGUUUUAAAAUGUCUUAAUUGCUGUGUUGUACAAAAAUGUAAUUAAUUCACACAUUUAGUUUCCGCUGACUAAGUGGUCCAGUAAGUUUUUCACUGGCAUGUACCAGGAAGUAAAUGUAAUCUCAAUAUAAAUCUGAUUCUUGAAGAGCACCUGAUGAUACUGCUACCUACAUUUCCUGUUUUUAAAAUUUGUCUGUAUAAGACUCAAGGUAUACAAAUUUGUAAUAAACUUACAGGUUGGACUUAAUUUUUCUUCUUUUUUUUUAAAUUCAUUUAUGCAUUACCAGAUAAAAAUGUUUUCUCUCCAUUAGGUUUCUUGCCAGUAUAGCAACUUAAAGGAACAUUACAGACUAUUUGUAAAUUGAGAAGAUGGGUAAAUGAGUUUACAUGAAAAAGACUACCUUUUCUAUGUGCUGUGCUAAUAAAAGGGAAUGUAAAUAA
Molecule: messenger RNA, 1671 nt
Organism: Scleropages formosus (Asian bonytongue)
Lineage: Eukaryota; Metazoa; Chordata; Actinopteri; Osteoglossiformes; Osteoglossidae
Product: migration and invasion enhancer 1-like
Exons: 4
Biological process (GO): positive regulation of filopodium assembly; negative regulation of apoptotic process
Cellular component (GO): cytosol
Source: RefSeq, a predicted model, not a curated record